This is a messenger RNA of Xyrauchen texanus (razorback sucker), 521 nucleotides long. Its product is annotated as SRA stem-loop-interacting RNA-binding protein, mitochondrial-like. Gene Ontology annotation, molecular function: RNA binding. The record is from RefSeq and is a predicted model, not a curated record. The transcript has 4 exons. Bases 40 to 342 code for a protein of 100 amino acids. NCBI's taxonomy places the organism in Eukaryota, Metazoa, Chordata, Actinopteri, Cypriniformes, Catostomidae.
GGUCAAAGGAAGCUCAUUCGGAAUCAGCAAGGACGAAACAUGGCAGCAGGAGGCAAAAAGGUUUUUGAAGCGUUUGUGUCUAAAGUCCCUUGGACGAUUGCAACGAAGGAGAUCAGGGAGUACUUUGGGCAGUUUGGCCAGGUGAAGAAAUGUCUGUUGCCUUUUGAUAAAGAGACAGGAUUUCAUCGGGGGUUUUGCUGGAUCGGGUUCAAUUCAGAAGAGGGACUUCAGAAUGCACUACAGAAAGAUCCCCACAUUAUUGAGGGAGCAAAGCUCCAGGUGCAAAGAAACAGAAAGGCAUUUAUUGGAAGAAAAUCAAACAAGGAAGCAGAAGAAAGCUGAAAAUGCCUGACCUUUUUUUUUUUAUUAUUUGGAAGUGAAAACCAUCCAGUGUCAAGAGUUGUGCCCCGAGUAACAAAGAAUUGUUAUUUAUUAUGGAUGUUUUUUUUUCUCCCAAAAAAAGUUAACCUUUCAUUAAUGAUUGUUGUUAAACUGACCACAUGUCUAGUGUUUUUGUUUCU